UAAAAAUAAUUCACAUAUUAUCGAUUCUAGGGUUUCGUUUUCGCUGUCGCGCGAGCUCCGUCUCCCUCCUCGAUUUCGAUCGUCUUCUAGGGUUUCUCUCUGCAUCGAUCUCUUCGGAUUUGUAGCAGCGGAAGCUAAUCGAACGGUUUUUUCGGUAGAGGAAGCUAAUCGGACGGUGAUCAUGUACGGGUCGAGGGGGGCAAUGAUGGGGAGCGGGGGGGUUUCGGACGGGUACAACGAGGGAUCAUCAAAGAGGCCACGAAUGACGGAAUCGAAUCCCUACUUCGCAGUGACUGGCAGCGGAAGCUCUGCGUCGGACUACGAUGCCACCUCCAAGAGGCCGAGGAUGAUCGAUCCGAAUCCAUACUUUGGAUCAUUGGCAACCACCAGCUUCUACCAACCCUUCAGCAGCAGCACUUUCGCGGGAGGAGGAAGUGGCAGCCUCUAUAACUUCCCUGUAGUUCGCUUAAGGGGACUUCCAUUCAAUUGCGAUGACGUUGAUAUCUUCAAGUUCUUUGCAGGUCUCGACAUCUUGGACUGUUUACUUGUCAACAAAAAUGGACGCUUCUCCGGCGAGGCCUUUGUGGUUUUCCCCUCCCCCAUGCAAGCCGAGUUUGCCCUUCAAAGAGAUCGGCAGAACAUGGGGCGAAGGUACGUCGAAGUCUUUCGGUGCAAGAAGCAGGACUACUACAGUGCGAUUGCUGCUGAAGUGAACUCCGGUGGCUCCUACGAAAGCGAAUAUCGCCGAAACUCACCCCCUCCUCGGCCUAAGAAAACCCAAGAGGAUAAAGAGCAGAUGGAGUACACAGAGGUCCUCAAGCUCCGCGGGCUGCCAUACUCUGCGGCCGCGGCUGAUAUCGUGGAGUUCUUUGCCCCAGACUUUGAAUUGAGCGAGGAGAACGUGCACGUUGCUUGUCGGUCAGAUGGGAAAGCGACGGGCGAGGCAUAUGUUGAGUUCCUGUCGGCGGAAGUGGCGAAGAAGGCGAUGUGUAAAGAUAAGAUGACGAUCGGGUCAAGGUACGUGGAGUUGUUCCCAUCGACGCCGGAGGAGGCAAGGAGAGCCAAAUCUAGAUCUAGGCAAUAAACUUCCUGCUGAAUAAGCAAUUUCGCUGGAUACAGCUUUUCCGUGUUUCACUAUGGUUGUUGGGAUGCUGACUUGCUGUCUUUGGUCUCUUACUUUUCCAGAUAGGUUGUUAUAAAUGUGACAGAUAAUCAAUGAAACUUCUAUUUAGUGCUGUAUCUUAGCUUGGACAAAUAUCUACGUCACUUCCGUUUAUAUGUGAUCACUGAACUGAUACUACGGAGAGCCCCUUUCUCUUCAUGCUUUCGACCAUCUCAUCUCUUGAAUUGGAUCUCUCAUGUAGAAUAGAUUGCAGAGUAUAACCGCAUGUUUGGUAUGUCA
This is a messenger RNA of Ananas comosus (pineapple), 1402 nucleotides long. RefSeq names its product heterogeneous nuclear ribonucleoprotein H3. Lineage: Eukaryota; Viridiplantae; Streptophyta; Magnoliopsida; Poales; Bromeliaceae. Gene Ontology annotation, cellular component: ribonucleoprotein complex. The transcript has 3 exons. Gene Ontology annotation, molecular function: RNA binding. The record is from RefSeq and is a predicted model, not a curated record. The coding region runs from base 182 to 1084 and encodes 300 amino acids.